Messenger RNA from Schistosoma spindalis, 2879 nucleotides. The record is from the annotation of a GenBank genome assembly. NCBI's taxonomy places the organism in Eukaryota, Metazoa, Platyhelminthes, Trematoda, Strigeidida, Schistosomatidae.
AUGUCCGAUACUACUGAUAAUAAUGAAAAUAGAAAUAUAGAAAAUUUUAAUAAAAAUAAUUUACAUUCUAUAUGUCCAUUAUGUUAUAUUUUUAUACAAGAGAUUAGGAAAUGCUAUGAACAGAUAAAUGAAUCAUUACCAUUGGAUAAUCUUAAUCAUUGUCAUGUUAAUUUAAAUAAAAAUAAAACGAUUAAUAAUGUAACUGAUUUAAUUAAAGUUAAUAAACAGAAUUCAGAAAGAUCGCCAUCACCAUCACCGUCACCAUUGCCAUCGCCAUCAUCACCAACAUCACCAACAUCGUCAUCAUCAUUAAAACAUGAUCAUAUUUCAGUGAUAAUAUUAGAUGAAUUAAAACGUUUUUGUGAAAAUACAACAAUACGUGGUCUACCACGUAUAGUUCGUGCACAUAAUCGUUAUUUACGUUUAUUAUGGUUAAUUUUAGUAUUUAUUUUAAUAUUAGGUUGUUUUAUUUGUAUGUUUUUUUUAGCUAGACAAUAUUUAGAAUAUAAUGUUAUACAUCCACCACGUGUAUUACGUCAUACAGUUAGUCCAUUUCCAUCAGUUACUGUAUGUAAUUUUCGUCCAAUUUCACCAGAUGGAUUAAAAUAUUUACAAAUGAAAGGUUGGAAAACACCAAGACAUUUUGUAUUAGAUUUAGCUACAUAUGCUCAAUAUAUUUUUUAUAAUAAACAAAAAAUUGAUGAAUAUAAUGCAGCAAGUGCAGCAUUUUCAUUAGCUGGAUUUUUAGAAAGUUUACCAAAUAAUGAAGAAAGAAGAAAACUUGGUUAUCAACAUGAUAAAUUAAUAAUUAAAUGUCAAAUAACAUAUUUAAAUGGAAGUAAACCAGUAGCAGCACCAUGUGAACGUAAUGGUAUAUGGCGUAAAUUUAUUCAUGCACAAUAUUUAAAUUGUGCUACAUUUGAACCAUUUAGUUAUUUACGUUCUGAUACAACAAAUAUAGAAAUGUAUAUUUAUUUAGAUGAAAUGUUAAAUCGUGCUCAUUGUAUUGAUUGUUUUCAUGGUGAAGUGAAAUCACAAUUAUCUGGUGCAUUAAUAACAAUACAUGGGGCUGAUACAUUACCAAAUAUUAAUGAUAAAAGUAUUAAUUUAAAACCUGGUACAUUAACUGAAUUACGUUUAUCUAUUAUAGAAAAUAUACAAAAAAUGCCACCAUAUGGUAGAUGUUCUAUAAAUCAUCCAAUACAUUUAAAUUUAUAUGAUAUGUUAUAUAAUUAUUCAGAAUAUGCAUGUCGUGAAUUAACUAUACAAAAUGAUAUAAUACAUUAUUGUAAUUGUUAUUCAAUUGAAUAUCCAUAUAAUGAAUAUACAAAUUAUAAACCAUGUACUAAUUUAUUACAAUUUAUUAAUAUAUCUAAUUGUAAUCGUAAUGAUUUAUUAAAAAUCAAUAAUCAUAAUCAUAAUAAUAAUAGUAAUAAUAAUAAUAAUAAUAUUAAUAUCACUAAUUUAUGUAUUAAUGAAUUAAAUAAUUUUAUAACAAGAAUGAUGUGUAAACGUACAAUUAUAGAAAAUUAUUUACAUGGUGAAUUACCUAAUUGUAAAAUACCAUGUUCAUUUUAUUCCUAUGAAACAGAACAAUCAAUAUCAACAUGGCCAACUAAAAGUUGGCAAUUAACGUGGUUAAAUUCAUCAUAUAAUAAAAAAUUAGGUAUAUUUAAUAAUACAGAAUUUAUAUUAUAUCAUAAAGCAAUUAAAUUAUUAGAUUUAGGUAAUGAAUUAGAUGCAAUUAAUAUAUUAGAUAAAUUAAAUGUAUUAGAACGUAAAUUAUUAGCUAUAUUAAUUAAUCGUCCUAAUUUUGAUGUACGUAAAGUUGAAGAAAAAGAAGUGAUAUCAUUAACUAAUUUAUUAUCACAAACUGGUGGUUUAUUUUCUAUAUGGAUUGGUUUAUCUAUUAUAUCAUUAGGUGAAUUAUUUGAAAUGUUUAUACGAUGUUACAUAAGAAUAAAACAUACUACUACUAAUACUACUACUAAUAAUAAUAGUGAUAAUAAUACAUUACAUCGUCAUCAUGAUCAUCAAAAUGAUGUAAUUCAUAAAGAACAAUGUUUAUGUAAAUAUAAUCAUAUAUUAUGUAAUACAUUAUUAAGUCACUUACAUAAUAAUAAUAGCAAUAAUACAAAUGAAAUGAUUAAUACAAUUAAUAAAAUGAUAAUAACGAAUGAAAAUAAUUUAUAUAAUUCAUUAAUACUAACGAAAACAAAUGAUAAUAAUCAAGAAAAAAUUAAUAUAAAUGAACAAUUAAAUAUUGAAUAAAUUCAAUUGAUCAUCUAUUCAUUAUACACACAUAUAUAUGCACAUAUAUACAUUCAAUUCAUAUUCUUGAUGAGAUGAUCAUGAAUGAACGAUCUUUGAAUGAUAUUAAAGUGAUGUUUUAAACAUCUAUCUAAUAUGUGAGAUCAAAUAGAUGAAGAAUUAGAAUCAUGUUUUAUAAUUAAUGACGAAUAAAAUUAUGAAUUAAAUUUAAUAUUUUGCAUUAUGAAUUAAUAUUAACUAUAAUGGUAAAAUGCUAUUUAGUCAAAUAGAUGGAUGAAUGAAUGAAUGAAUUAUGCGCUAAAAUUCAAGAUCCAUUAUCUUUUAUGUGAUUGGUUCGUUUAUAAACUAUAGUUAAGCCAUAUUUUCAAUCAUAAUAAUAAUAAUAUCAUUAUUAUGUUUGUGUAAUGACAAACUAUUUAUAUAAAAGUAAACAAAAUAUGUUGUAACCAUGUAAUUUUAUGAACAAAAAAAUUUAUUGUCUUAUUUUCAUUAGUUUGUCUCGGUGUUUUUCAAUAUAAAAAAUAAUAUUCAUAAAUGUUUACUUAUUUAUUGAUUUAUUUAUUAAUUAAUGAAUGAGUGAUUGUAAAUAAAGAUUAAAGUUAUAGAAG